Molecule: messenger RNA, 10128 nt
Organism: Cetraspora pellucida
Lineage: Eukaryota; Fungi; Glomeromycota; Glomeromycetes; Diversisporales; Gigasporaceae
Source: the annotation of a GenBank genome assembly
AUGGCUGCUAAAAUCAAUGAUAGAUGUCUUCCUCUACGUCCCAAUUCGAUUGUUCAUCACGCUUCCCCACCGUUGUUCGAAUUAAUGAAUAUGCCCAGCCGUCUUAUGCUGGAAAAAGUUUAUCUAAACGGAUUGCAUGCUUUAAGGCACUUUGAAAUUCGCAACAUAACACAAAACACUAUCCUUAUCAAACUACGCUCCAACCUUGGUUCCCAGGUCGCGUUUCAACUCACCAAUGAAAAUCUUCCUGAAUUGAGGCCAGGUUCACCAAUCCCAAAGGAAAUUAAUGACUCGUCAAAUUCACCGUCACUGUAUAUUUCACCCGUCCCUGAGAAUGAUAUAUUACUUGGUACGAAGCCAGGAGAUCCACUGACCAAUAUCACUACAAAUACAGUCGCUGCAGCAGCUGCUGGAGCAUUUGGAGAUAAUGUCAAUGGGCAUCAAUUCAAUCAACUUUUUAAUUAUGUAAACCAUAUAGACGAAGUAGAAAUCGCUCCGGGAUGCUCUCAAAGGGUUAUUUUGGCUUUUUUACCAGACCAUCGUCACAAAAGUCGAAGAUCCGCUGCCAAUAGUUCUUCGACACCUUCAUCUGUGGAUGACAUCAACGGUGUGUCCAUUAAUACGAUGAACUCUAAUCAAGUUGAGGAUCCAAGAGUUAAUGCUAAUCUAUUUACACCAUCACUUGAAGAAAAUGAAACUUUUGAUUUUUUUGAAGUCAAUGGUCUUUUAUUUUUUUUUGCUUAUUUGGUUGACAGGCAAGAAGAAAAUGAUGUAAAUACUUACUCUUCGACAUCUUCGACCAUGGAAGUCGACAUAGGAAAAGAUUCCGAAUGUAUUCAAUUUUCAUCCUUGGAUAACAAAUUAUCCAAAUCCGAUAUAGAAGGCGCGCCUUAUCGUGACAUAGAGACUAUCAGUGGCACGUCCAGAGCAGAUCAACAGAUUACCGUCAAGUUUCGUUCCACAGUGUGCCGUUCCGUGUUGUGGACGGACGUUGGGGAGACUGGAAUAAACUUUGAUGACUGUGUGAACGGUGGCGUUUACUUUAAGGAUUUUACUAUUUGGAAUCGAUCAGAAAUCGAAUUAUAUUGGCUUUUAAAUACAGUUGACUUGUCUUAUUCUAAACGUGAAGAUUGGUUGAAGUUUACAGAUUAUGAUACUGGAGAGUUAUUGGAUACAAAACCAAUACCAAGCUAUUCUCAUAGGAGGAUUAGAGUCACAUUUCGACCAAAGGAAAUUGGUGAAUUUAAUUACGACCUCCAACUUGAAAAUGCAAAUGACCCUGCAAAUGUUUUGCAAAGCAGGAUUCAUUCAGUUGUUAGAACAGUGUUAAGUGAAGAGUCAUUAGUCAUUAGCAGCGGUAAUAUCCUCGAUUUUGGAGAUUGCUGCGCUGGUGUCUGGAGCAAACAACAAUUGGUGUUAAAAAAUGUCAGUGAAGGGCUCCUGGAAAUCCAUUUUACAUCUGAAAGUGCAGAUGUAUCAUUUCAUCUAAUUACUAAUGAAUUAACAAAAUAUGAUAAUAUUAAUACGAGUGCUCAUAUCGAAGAUUUGGAAGACAUGGCACCAUUACAUCAGAAGUUCAAUGAUACAAACAUUUCAAGCAAUAUAUCUCUAGUAAAUAAUAUCAAUUCUAGUUUAGUUAGUGAGAUUUCAGUUCCUGGCAGUGAGGUUAGUUCUAGAUCGAUGUCUCCAAUUGCUCCAGCCCACGAGUCCGAUGGAUUAGUUUCUCCUGAGAAUAUAAGCGUGGUCAGUGAGCCAUCAUCAGAGGCUGCAUCAAGGUCAGCGAGCAGACAUCGCACCAGUGUUAUGGAAGAUUCGGACUUGGAAACUGAAAAUAUAUCUGGGCGAAGCUUUUUAAUUAGCGAUUCCUUUAGGAAGUCUGAUCUUGGUAUCAGUGUUGCUGAUGGGUUCGCUCAAAUAGAGGAGCUCCGUCUUAAACCCGGAAAGGAACGUACUGUUCAGGUGUCUUAUCGUCCAGAGAAAGAUUCUUCAGCCACAGACUUCAAUGCUAUUCUACUUACUCGUAAAACCUUUCGAAUUAUUGUACAAUAUACUCCUAUCAAUGCUAUUUCAACCAGCUUAAAUACAGUCGGCCAAGGGCGCAAAAUUAUUCAAUGUAAAGCUCGCAGCUGCACUUCAUUCAUUGAAGUCAGUCCAAAGGAAGUUAAUUUUGGAGAUACCGAUGUUGGCACUCUUAAAUCAAUGCCGAUUACCAUUGCAAAUUUAUCAGAGUUGACUGCGCGCGUUGAACUUAGAUUUGAUUCAAAAGUGCUAUAUUGUACUCGUAAAGAAAUCAUUAUCCCACCAAAGCUUUCAACGGAGGUCAAGCUUGAUAUGUAUCCCAGAAAAGUGAACGUGGAAUAUCGUAAGCAAAUCACCGUUGUUAAUUUACAAAAUCGAGAUAAUGACCAGAUAAUUGAGGUUAGAAGUACGAACAUUGACAAGAAUCGCGUCACAUUUCAUUCCUUAUUUUAUCGAACGUUAACAUCAAAUGGCAGUAAUUUCAUUGAUUUUGGAUAUACUGUGCUAAAUUCACCAUCCAUCCGGACUUUUACGAUUGAUAACAUUAGCACAAAGAAAUUAGUUCUUGAGAUAACAUCCUCCUUACCCGAAGAGAUAGUCAUGUAUCAGAAACGUAAAAAAACUGAUGACCUUAGCAGUCAAGGAGAUAUCGUUAUGAAUGCACUUACAGAUUCAGAUGGUAAUCUUGGAAGGAAUGGAGAAAUUGAUUCAAAUUGCUCCAAAAUAGACAAAAGAGAGAAAUUAUUAAAAUCUAUUUGUGAACGUCGACUAGCAAAAAAAUAUCCUUUGACUACUGAUUCUACUGGAAAAAAUAUAAAUAUAGCAAAUUUGUCUACAGUAAAUGCCGAAAUCAAGACGGAAGAAGCUCAUUAUAGUAUAUCCAAUAAACGACUCAUUCCAAACAUAUCUGAUGUAUCUCUAGCUGAGGGGACAACAUAUAACACGGAUUAUCUUGAUUUAGCAGGUCUUACGUCCAUAGACCUACGUCGUUCUUCACGAAGGAGGCAACAAAAAACACCGAUAAGUAAAACAGGCAUAAGUCCCGCGAUCGAAAGAAUAAAAGAAAGUUAUGCUGUACCUGUUUCUACAGGUGGUUCUGGCAGUGUUUGUGCUUUCAAUGCCGGCUCUACUAAUGUUCCAAGCGCUGCUUUUGAUAAAGCGAAUUCUGAUAUUUGCGAGAGUAAUAUUGGCGAUGAGUCAUUAGGAGAUAAAUUGGAUCAUGAUUCUGAAAGCACUAACCUAAUACUUACGAAAGGAAAUUAUGCCAAAAAUAAGGCUGUAGAUAGAUAUACAUUUUCUAAUAUGUCAAUAGACUCGCUAAUCGCAACCCUCGAGGCCAAUAAUAUCACAACUCCGCCGUUGUUUCCUAAGUCAUCAGUUGAAGAAGCUUACGUGCAAAAACAGAUUGGUCUUAUGCGAGAAUUACGCAACCGGAUAAAAGAAUAUCAUAUUGUUCCAAUUAAAAUGGUAGAAAUUCCUCCCUCCGGUGAAAGUCAGAUCAUAGUAAUCUUUACACCAAAGCAAAUGCUGCGACCAAAUGUACAAGGGUUACCGAAAAAGUGCGAUGCUAAAGUAUUUAUACGUUUAAUAGAUUUUGAUCGUGACAUUCAGCAGCCUCAGUUUGAUGGUUUGCUUCAUGGUAAUCAAAAUCAAAUUCCUGUCAGGGAGCUUAUGGUGAAUGCUACAUUAUGUAGAUCGUAUAUGAUUCUUAGGCAAAAAAACAUUAAUUUUGGAAUAAUAGAUAAGGGUGAGCGUAGAAAUAAGACCAUACUCAUUCAAAAUCGAAGUGAAGUGCCUUUGCUAUAUAAUAUACGGAAAUCUGGAUCAAUUACAUCUAGAGACGUUGUAUUUGGUGCAGGCCAAUUAGGAGUCGUCCGUGGAUAUGGAAGUAAAGAAGUAGAGUUCACUUUUAAACCCAGGUUUACGGGUCAAUUUUAUGAGAGGUUUAUUAUUGAAAAUAUCCAAGAUCAUGAUAAUAAUCAAAUGCUUUCAGUAAAAGCAGAUAUACGUAAACCAUUUAACUUUUCUAUCCAGCCAUCAAAUAUUGAUUUUGGUGCAUGUCUAAUUAAUGACAAUAUACCAGUCGCACAGAGCAUUGUAGUAAGCAACACUAAUAAGCAAUCACGCACAUUUGAGGUGCGAAUUAAUCCACGUGAUCUAAAAUUUAGUGCAUGUGUUGGUGAAUUGAAUUUUAUUCCUCUGGAAGAAGUUGAUGGUGCAUUAUCAACUGGUGGAAUUCUCAGCAAGGAGACGGAAGAAAAAAUUGAAGAAUUGGAACAAAAAGUUAAAAUUGCGAGACGCAAAGGUCACACUGGCAAAGUGGAGCAAAUUGAAAAACAAUUAGAGACACUGCGACGAGGGAAAUCAGGAAUCGAGGAUUCGAAAACUUCAAAUGAAUUAGUUAAUGAUGUUACUGUAGAUUUUGUAAAUGGCAUUACGUCGAAGGAAGAAAAAUUAAAUUGUGCUAGUAAUGAACAACAAACAAUUUCUGAAGAAACAUCAUUAGGUAGCACAACCAAUGAACGUCCUAACGAAAACAAUUUUAUACAAAGCAGACAACCGGCACGUGCAGAAAAAUUGACAGAUCACCCUGCUAAACGCGUUUUCAGCUCUAAUUAUAGUAAAGGAAAAGAUGCAAACUAUAAAAAGACGUCUACGUCAAUUAUUUUCUCUAUUGAGCCUCAGACUACAAAAACGGUGUUUUUAUAUUUUAGGGCCAUUGCUACCAGCAUGUUACCAAGUUCAACCAGUGAGGAAACUGCGGGCCAAGGAAUAUCUUUCGAACAAAUUACUGGUCAAGUAUAUGUGCAUGAGCACAAAAACACCGAUGUCGUUAAGACUAUUAGUUUUCGAGCUACAGUUUGUUAUGACUCUAGUUAUUUACAGGCAUUAAAUAACGUAUCUAAUAAUAGUGAGAGUCGUUCUGAGACAGAGUUUUCUACUACGGCCACAGACAUAUCUGAACAAAUAUUAAAGGAAAGGUCAAAUUCUCCAUCUUUACGUAAUACACCCAAUGCAAUAAGUCCUCCAGCUUUUCAGAGCUAUUAUUUAACUUCAAGAUCUUCAGCUCAUUCACCAUCGCUAGGACCAUUACAAGAAGGCAUUUCGUAUGCAAAUUCUUUCGAAAAGGAUGAUUAUUUACCUGAAAAUUUAAGUUUAGAGCCGGCAGUUCUUGAUAUUGGGAAACUUGAAGUUAAUCAAAAUCACAAUUAUUACUUUAAGUUGACCAACAAAGGUGAUAGUUUGUUAGAAUAUGAAAUUAUUGUUUCGGAAAGCGAGUGUUCUUUUUUUCAAAUUGAUGAGAAAUGCGGAAAACUAUCAGCUCAAGAAACACGUCGUAUUGAUUUUGCAGUCAUUGCAACUGAUGUUGGUCGCCAAAAGCAUUCAUUGAUUGUCCGAAAUUGUGAAACUCAGGCUCAAUACAGCUUUACUCUUCAUGGUUAUAUCCAUUAUGCUCAAUAUCUAUCAUUCCCUUCACUCGAAGAUGAGCUAAAUUUAGGGUAUUGUUAUGUGGACCCUGGAAGAAAAUAUUCACAAGUUACUCCUCUUAUAGUGGAAAAUAUUACUGAUGAAGACGUUUUUAUUACUUGUCAAAGUAAUUUAUCUGUUCAAGUGUCAGUUUUUCUUGAUGAAAAUGGUGAGCGUGGCCAAGUUGUUGAGACUUUUUUUAGAAAAAAGACAAUGAUGACGGUUUGGGUCGCGUUACAGCCCAAUCUCUUUAACGGAGGCCUUGCAGCGUCCAGGGGGAAUAAUGGUAAUGCAGUGAAUUCAUUAGGAAACACGCCCAUCGGUACUAGCAUAAUUGACCGAAAUGCGAUAGCAAAUGGCGAGUGUCGUGUAUUAAUCGGUGGCAUUAAAUUUUCAGUCCAAAUUAAGGAAGUCGAUAGAUCCCAGAUCGUAAAUUCUGAUCAUAAUGCUGUAGAUAUGAAACAUAAAGAAUCUGCACUAGAGUUGUUUACUAUAAUCACACAGACAGUCAAGUUUACGUCUUUAAUUGGUCGUUCCAUAAUGUCAGUUUCGGACUCUCUAAUAAACCUUGGCUCGACUAGAGUUAUGGGCAACACAUUCUAUGGCUCAUUCACUGUGCGUAAUAUGUCUAGUCGUCUUCCGCUAGAUUACAUGGUUGAAUGUCAUAGUGGUAAUAUCAUCUUGGACCGUUCGGGUGGCACACUUGAGGGAUGGGAAUGUAAAUACAAUUCAUAUGAUUCUUCAAGUCAUAAUAUUAUGUCAUCUGAUAUUAAAGAAACUACUUAUAAAAAUAGUAUUAAUGAUAAAUCCUUAGCUCUUACUAAUUUUCGUGUUACAUCAUGUAAGUACGGGCUUUUUCGCGACAAGGUCGUUGUAACAAACAAAAAUAAUGCAGAUCAAGUUGUUGAAGUUGAAAUUCGACUAUUUGUUGACCCAGACAAUCUUUCUUUCUUUACUGAGAAUGAGUUUUCUAUAUCUAAAGCCAAUUUAUUUGAUAAUGGAAAGCCAAAAAACUCUGAAAUUUUACCAAUAAUUUCUUGGGAGAACAUUUUUGCAGCAAUCAGCCAUAUUGAAUCAAAUUUGCCCAUUGAGACAGAUGUUAAGGAGUGCACAAAGAAAGAACUUAAAGCUUUCAUUCAAAAAGAACAUCGAGAGACCUCCGUUCCAUUAUAUGAACAAUGUGCUGAAAUUUGUAAUAAAUCACCGUCUCAUGUUAUGCAGAUUCUCCCAUUGAGUGACCUAGAUAUAGUGACUCGGUGGGAACCUUUUGAUAACGUUAGAGCGAUUGAAAGACAAGAUGAUAGGCUACAGCAAGAUUAUUCUCCAUUCAAAAUCUGUGGACCUUUAUUUGAACUAAAGCCUGGAGAUAAAGCACGUAUUUAUAUAAGCUGUCCACAACCAAGCUUUUUAACUCAAGAAGAAUUAAUUAUGAUUGCAAAUGGAAAAAAUGUUAGUGUUCGAGGUGUAUUCUUUUUGAUUGAUUCAAUCCAAAAUCUAGUCGUAAAAUUGGUUGAUCUUUGUUCUGUAUUCUGUGUCUCAAGAGGAGAAUUGAGCGUACCUAUAGUGAAUAUUGGACGAAUAGGUUAUUCAAACUCUUGGUCUGACGUAAAGUUUCAAUUCACUGUUAGGAAUGUGUCUGACAUACCACUAAAUUAUGAAUUAGAAAGUCCUGAUUAUAUUGAGAUGGAUGAUAAUUCCAACUGUGCUAAUCAAGGGGUUGUUCUUAAGCAUACAGUAGAGCCACGUGCUGACAAAAUUAUCAUGGCAACACUUAAGCCUCGUCUAAUACCCAAUUUUGCUGCUGGUGAACGCACAUUUAUAGUUAAUAUUCUUAAUAUGUACAACCCUUCGAAUGUCUUAACUUUAAAAGUUAAAUCAAUUCUCACGUUGUUUGAGCUCAAAUUUAAUCGUUUAACGCAUGGUGAAUUUGUAAUGCCCACUCUUUACCAUCCAAUUCCUUCAUCAGACGUUCCAUGUGAUGCCUGGUUCACGAUCAUUAAUGUGAGCGAUCAAGACAUCCGGUUCGAAAUUGGUGUAGAACUUAAGCCUAAUAUAUCUCAAUAUGUAAAAGUUGAAGUUCUUUCUAGAUAUUCUAAUUCUCCGUUAGUAGGAGUAGUAUCAAUUAUUGGUAAUGGUUCUAUGGAAGUCAGAGUGCGCAUUUACCCAAUUGAAGAAAAUCGUAUACCUCGUGAGCUAUCUUAUCUCACAGAUAAUGAAGGUAUCAUCUUUGGAAAUCUUUGGGUUGCAACAAAACAGACCAAUGAUAAUGCGGAUCAAAAAGUUGCUGAGAAUAUACCUAUUCGUGGUAUUAUUGCUGAAUCCUCAAUGUUUUCUAUAUCUCCAAACAGAAUUCGAUUCAAGACUACAUGGUCUUCAGAUAGCGAAAUUACUGACGAAGACUACUCUGAAAGUCAAUUGACCCUAAUUCAUAAGCAAAAAGCAUCUUCAUGUAUACCGGUAGAGGCUUUAGUUAUAAGCGACUCAGAAGAUACGUCUAUCCAAAAUAAUUCGGUCACUAUUACUAAUAAUUCAGAUAAAAUUCCCCUUUUUUUCAAAGUUCAAAUUGAGGGGCCUAUGGAAUUUUCUUCGAAAGAUUUUAAUAUUACUCCUUUGGAUGAAAAUGGAUGUGGUACUGUAGAAGCAGGUCAAAAGCUCUUGCUAGGAAUUGAUUUUGUUAAUUCUGCAGUAGCAGUAUCAGAAGACAUCAAGAUUCAUAUCAUAGAUUUACUAUCACUCUGCGGGCAAAAGAAAACUAUUCUUGUUAAUAUUGAAUCCGACAUUAGAGAAAAUCGCAACAAAAUAAAGAGAAUACACAGAUCAGAAGAAUUAUCUGAUUCUUCAGCAUUAGAAAAAAUUGAUUUUAUUGGGAAACCUUUGACACCUUCAUUGGAAGGUAUCCACAUGUAUCAGGAAUCCUCAUCCGGCCUUCCUCAUAUUACUCUCCGCGGGUGCAAACGAAUUGGAGGAUCCACUGACCUUAGUGGCCGAUAUGAACUGGACCUUGGACAACAAGAUCUCGGAUCUCCUACCAUUGUAAAAAAACUAACACUUGAGAAUUCAACUUCUCAACAAAUUUCUUACCGCAUUAAAACGGUUUUCGAAAGUGAUAAAAAUUGGCUUAAUAUUAACCGAAUUGAAGGAACAUUAGAGGCGUCAGUAGAUGAUUAUAAGCAACGUCUAGAUGCACAUACAAUCACACUGAGUUUUUUUACAAAUACCAGAAAUGUCCAUUCAACUUAUUUAAUUAUCGAAAAUUUGAGUAAUCCCUCAGAUAUCAAGACUAUAAGAGUUAUGAUGGAGGUUGUCGCUCGCCAAAAUUUGCGACGAGGGACAAGUGCGCCACUUCCUAAUAAUCACGUCUUUGAUAUUUACGUGAACGGCGUAGAUAUUGGUCAUACCUGGAUUGAGAUGCUCAACCUUUUUUAUGGUUCUGAAUAUUCUGCUCGCAGCAUGGUGAUUUAUAAUAGAGAGACAGUUCCCCUUGAGUUUACUUUUCAAACAAAUCUCGAUUAUGAUGAUCCGACCGAAAUAGUGUUCUCCACGUCAAGAAUCACCGCAAAAUUAUUUAAAACGCUUACUGUUGAACCAGAAAGUAAUGUACGAGUCUAUAUCCGUUUCCGACCACUUCCUUCUCGAGAAAUUCAAAAAUUACUUGACAAUAAGGAACUAAGAGAUCCCGAAUCAAUAGAGGAAAAAAUAAUUGAAAUAUAUGUAAAUUGUAGACUUGUUAAGGAUUAUCAGCAAACUGUUAAACUAAAAGCAGAAUGCAAAAUCCCGUCAUUACAAGUGGAGUACGAGGACUCCGAAGCUUUGACAGGAAAAAUAUAUCGAAAAGAUUCUAGUUGCAAUGAUGAUGAAUUUACUGUGGAAUUUGAUAAAGAUGAUCGAGAAAUUACGAUUAAGAAUUUACUUGAGACUAUACUAGAAUAUGAAAUAGUAAAUGACACAAUGUAUUUCAUUUUGGAUGUCUCUCGUGCCAGUAAUAAGGUGACACCAAAAUCAGAUCAACACAUUAUUGUACGGCCAAAUGUUGAAGCUCUAAUUAAAAACGCUGAAAGCGUGCGGAGGGAAAAAUAUAUUCAAGAGUAUGUUACAGUAUAUAACCGAAAUCGUCCGUCGGAAAAUUAUUGGAUACCACUUAGAAUAAGCUUUGGUUACUUUAAAAAUUUUCAGCUAACAUCGGGUUAUAAAUCUUCAUACGCUUUUGGUGUUCUUGAAAAUCGUACUGUGAACUUCUUGAAUGAUUUUAAUCGUAAUUCUCAGAACCUUUCUUUACUUGGUACUUGUAACGAUGAGGACUUUAAGAAAAAACUGCUAGACCUUGAAUUCCAAUAUUUCUACAUUGUUGACCAGUUAGUUUAUUAUUCCACAAUUAAGACUGGAGAGAAUUGGUUUCAGUUAGCUAGUUUGUUAUUUGGAAUUGUAUUGAGGAAUCAAGUUUUUCGAAAUCAUGGACCGGCAUAUCUUAAGAAACCUGAUGACGGAACAGAUAAAGUUGAAAAGUUAUGGCCCCCGCACUUAGCAAAAUGGAUAUCACCGUUAAACUAUUUUAUCUCAUUUUUUCCUUAUCGAAAUCCAAUGCUUGAAACAUUGAAGGACCUUCACAAAGACAUGAUAAUCUUACCAACUUUCACGAACUGA